UGCCUUCGAAACCUUGGCAUCUGCAUCGUCGUCUAGAAAAUAGACAAUAAAAAAAGUUCUAGUUUAAAUGAUUAGACUUUGUUGAACAGAUAUUAAAGUAUUUGAAGACAAUGUACGAAAAUACAUUGACCAAUUCAAUAUGGAUCCUUUUAAUUAUCGGUUGUACACAAUACGUGGAUGCCGCCUCUUUACGCUGUUACAAUGGAUCUUUGGAUAACCCUAUGAUUGUGCCACUGGAUUUUCCGCGGCCACUAAUUAACAAUUCUUGCAUUAACACAAGUAGAGUUACAAAAUUUUUUAUAUCCGGUUUUAACCGGAACGUUACAUCGGAAGAGUCCAUAACUAUACUGUCCGCAUACAUUGCAAGAGGAGACGUUAACGUUGUAUACUUGGACUGGGCUGAGGAAGCAUCAAAAGAAAGUAUUGGAACUGUUCUUGGUUACCUGAAAGCAGCAUCGAAUACACAAAAUAUUGGAGCUAGAUUUGCUGCUGCUUUAUUGAAUUUACUCGACGGCGGCUUAGAGUUUACCAAAGUUCAUUUAGUGGGGCACUCCCUCGGCGCACAGAUAGCUGGUAUCACGGGAAACACGCUGGUGGCCCAGGGAUAUAUUUUACAAAGAGCGUCAUGCUUGGAUCCAGCCGGACCACUGUAUUCGGGUUUAAUAAGUUUUAAAAACGGCGUGAGCCCCGAGUGCGCGAAACAAGUGGACGUCAUUCACACGGACCCAGGCGGCUACGGUAUCGCGGAUCGCGCGGGAACUGCGGACUUCUGGCCUAAUUACGAAGGAGGGAAGACUGUCCAGCCCGGAUGUCUCAGGGGGAACUUUCCUUUGCUAAGUGAAGAAGGGUUAUGUAGCCAUAUUGCGUCGUGGAGAUACUUCGCGGAGACAAUAAACGAUUGCAAUUGCUUCCCCGCGGCAAGCGCACCGGACUACGCUACCUGGUCUAGUACCAAUGGAACUACAAAUUCUACCAUCUAUAUGGGAGAAUAUCUCUCACCCGAGGCCAGAGGUAACUAUUAUUUAGUGACCAACGAUCGUUCACUGUACGGCAUAGGAGAAGAAGGCACCGAUCCUAAUAACAGAAUCGACAACUAAUAAUAUAUUUGUCUAUGCUUGAUACAAUUAAUAGAAUAUAUAGAAUACGUAACUUACUAAUACGAAACGAAAUCUAUGUGCAUUUAAUAAUCUUAUUUAACACA
Papilio xuthus (Asian swallowtail) is the source of this 1201-nucleotide messenger RNA. Its product is annotated as pancreatic triacylglycerol lipase-like. The record is from RefSeq and is a predicted model, not a curated record. The coding region runs from base 111 to 1097 and encodes 328 amino acids. The transcript has 8 exons. Gene Ontology annotation, biological process: lipid catabolic process. Gene Ontology annotation, molecular function: lipase activity; serine hydrolase activity. Lineage: Eukaryota; Metazoa; Arthropoda; Insecta; Lepidoptera; Papilionidae.